Polypterus senegalus (gray bichir) is the source of this 660-nucleotide messenger RNA. Its product is annotated as stonustoxin subunit beta-like. The annotation marks the transcript as partial. The record is from RefSeq and is a predicted model, not a curated record. Lineage: Eukaryota; Metazoa; Chordata; Cladistia; Polypteriformes; Polypteridae. Gene Ontology annotation, molecular function: protein binding. The transcript is spliced from 2 exons.
AUGGGGGAAAAGAAGACACUGGAAUGUUGUGAAGUGUCUGCUAUGAGCCCUGAACAGAAUCCAAGUCAAUAUCGACGGAAAGAGCUGAACGUCACAGCUGGGAGAAAAAGGCCAUCAGACUUCAAGAAGAGUGGGCCGGACUUUUUUCCCCUCACACUGGACAUCAACACGGCACACAGAGCCGUCCGUUUGUCUGAAGGGAACAAGAAGCUGAAACGUGAGGGGACAAAAGCCAAAUAUCCUGACCAUCCUGACAGAUUUGACAGCUGGCCUCAAGUUCUGUGCAGAGAGGCUCUGACUGGGACUCGCUGUUACUGGGAGGUGGAGUGCAGUGGAGACUUCAUGAGGAUUGGAGUCGCAUAUAAAGGACUGAGCAGGAAAGGAGGGGGUGUGGAGUGCGGCCUUGGAUACAACGACAAGUCCUGGAGUUUGCGGUGGUCUCAUUCCAAGUACUCUGUGUAUCACAAUAGCAUAGAGACUGAAAUCAGCGCCCCCUACAGCCCCAGAAUAGGUGUGUAUCUGGACUGGACUGUUGGCUCUCUGUCAUUUUAUAGUGUCUCACACACAAUGACCCUCCUGCACAGGUUCAACACCUCCUUCACUGAGCCCCUCUAUCCAGGGUUUUAUGUUAGUCAUAACUCCAGUGUAACAAUCAGCCAA